UAGGGAUGUGCACCGUAUCCGUAAUAUGGUGGAUACGUACGGCACAUAUGGAUAUGGGUCCGUACCGUUGCGAGUGCGAGACUGCAAGGUACCGUACGGUUCACGGUACGGUGAGUACCCAUAACAACCGUACGGGACAAGCCGUUACGGCCGUAUACGGCAGCUGCAACUAAUAUGAAACCGAAGCCACUUUUGGUACUCCCUUUCCGCUCUCUCAUCUGAAAAUUGCUUGCCACGGUAAUCUGUCGAGUGUUUCAACUUAAAUAAUUCAACCUGGUACAAGGUACGCCAAUUACCUGACCAACCUACUCCAAUGAGCCAUGCAUAGUCCCCCUCUCUCUAUGACAAUUUGCAUUUGUCUCAGCAAUGUGCAAGUUCCCGUCGUCAAUCUGUUUUUUUACAAAUCAAACCAGUACCGUAUCACCUGGCACGAUGCAACAAACUCCAGAGUAUUAGAUGUGCAUACCUCACUCAUUCCUUGCUUAGGUUCCCAUUGUUGUCCACACUCACUGCCACUCUUACGAUACAGACCACCAAAAUGACUUUGCCCACGCGAUUCAUGAACACAAGAUGUUAGAUCUUCUUUUCUCUACAUGGAGACGACAAUGACUAUUAGUAUUAUGCUGCGGAGAGCAUGCAGGUCUUUUGAGUGUAUUCUAUGACCGUAAUACGGCCGUUACAUCCGUACAUAUACCCGUACGUACCGUGAAUCUCGCUUUUCUUGCUCCUACGGUAUGGACACGGUCCAUCCGUAUCCGUAU
Molecule: messenger RNA, 761 nt
Organism: Desarmillaria tabescens
Lineage: Eukaryota; Fungi; Basidiomycota; Agaricomycetes; Agaricales; Physalacriaceae
Exons: 2
Coding region: 321-542 (73 amino acids)
Source: RefSeq, a predicted model, not a curated record